Eptesicus fuscus (big brown bat) is the source of this 2395-nucleotide messenger RNA. It is a transcript of the gene SLC49A3, whose product is annotated as solute carrier family 49 member 3. The coding region runs from base 409 to 1899 and encodes 496 amino acids. The transcript has 10 exons. Gene Ontology annotation, cellular component: membrane. Gene Ontology annotation, biological process: transmembrane transport. NCBI's taxonomy places the organism in Eukaryota, Metazoa, Chordata, Mammalia, Chiroptera, Vespertilionidae. The record is from RefSeq and is a predicted model, not a curated record. Gene Ontology annotation, molecular function: transmembrane transporter activity.
GGCCCGGUUCCGGCCUCCCUGCAGGGCCGGGCAGGGGAGUCCGGGCUCCUCGCUCGGUGGCAGGCGGGCCUGGCUGCUCCCGGCCUGUUGGGACCUCCGGGGUCGAGGGGUGGCGCGAGGACCUCUCCACGCCCUUUCAGGAAACGCUGGGACCUCGGGCGCCCUCUCCCGCACCCACCCACGUGGGCGUGCCCGCCGCGGGGGCCACGGAGGCGGCGCUUGGCCCCCGGAGGGAGGGGCCGGGUCUCAGAGCGGGUGGCCGACUCUUCCCCGCUGGACCCCCGCAGAGUCGGCUUCACCACGGCCCCGGCCCCGGCCCUCGGCGGGACUGACCCGCGCCCCCGCCCCGCGCUCCGGGCCCCUCCUCCGAGGGCGGUCCCGACCCCAGCGCCGCUCCUGCCGCCGGCGAUGGCGGGGCCGGCGGGGGACGCGCCGGGGCCCCCCACGUCGCCGACCCUGGGCCAGCUGCGGGGCUACCGCGCCUACGCGCGCCGCUGGGUGUUCCUGCUGGUGGUCAGUCUGCUCAGCUGCUCCAACGCCACGCUGUGGCUCAGCUUCGCGCCCGUGGCAGACACCAUCGCCCAGUACUUCCUCCUGUCCACCGAGCAGGUCAACUGGCUCUCACUGGUCUACCUGGUGGUGGCCAUCCCGUCGGGCCUGGCCGCCAUCUGGAUGCUGGACUCAGUGGGGCUCCGCUGGGCGACCAUCCUGUGUGCGUGGCUGAACUUCGCCGGGAGCGUGCUCCGUAGCCUGCCCUCCAUGAUGAUUCGGACCCAGGCCCCGUUUGCCUUCCUCAUGGGUGGCCAGAGCCUCUGUGCCCUGGCCCAGACCCUGGUCAUCUUCUCUCCGGCCAAGCUGGCUGCCUUGUGGUUUCCUGAGCACCAGCGGGCCACGGCCAACAUGGUCGGCACCAUGGCAAACCCCCUGGGCAUCCUCCUGGCCAACGUGUUGUCUCCUGCUCUGGUGAAGAAGGAGGAUGGCGUCCCCAUAAUGCUGGGCGUCUACAUCAUCCCUGCCGGCCUCGCCUGCCUGCUGGCCACCGCCUGCCUCUGGGAGAGCGUGCCCCCCACCCCGCCCUCCGCGGGGGCUGCCCACUCCAACUCGGAGAAGUUCCUGGACGGGCUGAAGCUGCUCGCGAGGAACAAGGCCUACGCCGUCCUGGCCGUGUGCUUCGGGGGUGGCGUCGGCAUCUUCUCCAGCUUCUCGGCCCUCCUGGAGCAGGUCCUCUGCGUGAACGGCUACUCCAACGAGUUCGCAGGCCUCUGCGGGGCUCUCUUCAUCGUGUUUGGGAUCCUGGGGGCGCUGGCUCUCGGCCUGUACGUGGACCGGACCAAGCGCUUCACGGAAGCCAUCAAGAUCGGCUUCUGUCUGACCUCUUUGGUCUGCGUGGCCUUUGCCCUGGUGUCCCAGCUGCGGGGACAGACCGUCGCGCUGGCCGCCAUCUGCUCCCUGCUCGGGCUCUUUGGCUUCUCGGUGGCACCCAUCGCCAUGGAGCUAGCCGUGGAGUGCUCCUUCCCCGUGGGUGAGGGCGCGGCCGCGGGCCUGGUCUUCGUGGUGGGGCAGGCCGAGGGGGUGCUCAUCAUGGUGCUGCUGACGGCCCUGACUGUGCGCCGCUCGGAACCAUCCUUCUCCACCUGCCAGAGCGGCCAGGACCCCCUGGACUGGAAGGUGUCCAUGCUGACGAUGGCCGGCCUGUGUACCCUCCUGAGCUGCUGCCUGGUACUCCUCUUCCACACCCCCUACCGGCGCCUGCAGGCCGAGGCCCGCUCGAGGCCCUCCCUCCAGGACCUCAGGAGCCCGGCCGCGGACCACGCACCCCUCCAGCAGGCCCUCCCCCCGGCCCCGCGGGGGCACCCCCAGGUCCCUGGCAAGGACACUGCAGGGGCGGCUCAUUCCUAGAGCCUCCCUGGACGUGCAGGGGCCGAGAGGCAGCCCGUGGCGGGGAGGAGCCGGGAGAGGCGGCCCGUGGUGGGGAGGAGCCGGGAGAGGCGGCCCGUGGCGGGGAGGAGCCGGGAGAGGCGGCCGGGGCAGCAGCCGCUGCUCCCGGGCGGGUCCUGCAGGGGCACGAGGACUGCAGCAGGCAGUGCAGGUGCAAUGUAGGGGGCAUGGGUAAUGGGGAGCUGGACGGGCUGUGGGCCCCGAGGGCCCCCCGACGUCGGAGUCUGGAGUGCACGGGGGUGGGGGGGGCCUUCCUGGAAGGAGCCCAUCCCAGAGCCUCUCUCCGCCUCCAUUACCGAGUGACCAGACACCCAGCCUCAUGUUGACGGGUGGCCUGCGUGCUGAUGGGUGGUCCAGGCUGUUCUGGGGGGGGAGCACAUGGAGGGUCCCACAGGCCGAUGCCCCCCAGGCCCUCCUGCCCCAGGUGGACACGUCCCCUCCCCACAGACACUUGCAG